Meleagris gallopavo (turkey) is the source of this 2460-nucleotide messenger RNA. The record is from RefSeq and is a predicted model, not a curated record. Lineage: Eukaryota; Metazoa; Chordata; Aves; Galliformes; Phasianidae.
AUUUAAACACCAACAGCGGCCGCACCCUCUCAGCGUGCGGCGAGGGCGGGGCGACGUGAGUGUGCGGAGCUCGGCAUGGCGGGCGUGCGGCUGGUGCCGUGUGACGGGGGCUGCCCCGUAGCGCUGCCGCCCGGGGAGACGCUGCUGGGACGCGGCCCUUUGCUGAGUAUUACUGAUAAGCGAGUAUCCCGAAAACAUGCCAUAUUGGAAGUGGUGGGUGGCCAGAUUCAUGUAGAUUCAUGCUUUUAUCAGUCUCCCGAGAACGGCCGUCUGCUACCAUUGGAAGCUCAUGAAUGGCACUCAUUGAAAUUUGGUGAUAGCUUUUCCCUGAUGGUUGACAAAUACAUCUUCAAGGUCCUUUCUGCUCAACCUGUGGAGAGCACAGAGAGGAAUAGUGAAGAGGCUGAUGCAGAAGCAGCAGUAAGUGUUCACCCUGUUGAGAUAUCUCAUAGUCCAUUGUUACCUGAGCCAGCUUGUUCCACGUCUGAGAUGCAAGGUAGCACAAAAAUAAGAAGAAAUGACUCCACUUCCACACAUCUGGUUCCUUUUUGUGACGAUGAUGAAAGUGAACAGUCAAAAUCUAUUCAAAGGAAAAGGGUGCUUCCAUCAUGGAUGCUGGAAAAAGACCUCCUGGUUCCAAGGAUUUCUGAGCCUGUAGUGAAAGGAGGUAAUUCCUUUUUUUUUUUUUUUCCUUCUUUCAAGGUGAUAGAACAAAAAAGCCAAGGAAGGGGAAAAAGCAAUAUAGAAUCUUUAAAGUCAGAAGUAAAUAUUCUGCAGAGAAAAAGAUCAGCUUCUGAAGAAAUUAAAGAGAAUUUUGAAGAUGAGGAGCAAGAUGAGGAGGAAGGGAAACAUCUGUCCUCCUCUUCAUUACAGAGUGCAUCUGGAUUUCCUCUUGAAAGUACCAUGGGAAACACGGAAAGAAAAGGCAAGACUGAAACAAAAAAAGCUGGAAGUUCUAUGGAAAAAAGUAACAGGCAGCUGCAUAGUAAACGAUCUAAACCAUCAGGUCAGAUCUCCAGUAAGACAAAUAGACUUGAGGAAUCAGAAAACAAAGGACAGCUUACUUGUUCUACAAGCCAACAAGCUCCCCGGGGCAGGACUUCACCUACUGGUGCCCAGGAAGGUACUCAUGAGCCCAAUGCAGAUGUGGAUUACAACACUGAGGUUUCUUAUACAACCAAAGGUGCUGAGGCUUCAGAAAGCUCCAGAAGGAUGAAGCAUAAGAGGACACCUUGCAUGUAUGGAGCAGGCUGUUACAGGAGGAAUCCCGUUCACUUUCAGCAGUUCAGUCACCCUAAUGAUGAUGAUUAUUAUGAAACUCACAGUGUAACUCAAGAUGACAACGAUAACCGCCCCGAAUGUCCAUAUGGAACUGCUUGCUAUAGGAAGAAUCCACAACACAAACUUGAAUACAAGCACACUGUACCUCCAGUAACUGAAAGACGAACCCGACAACGAACUUCCAAGGACGGAAAAAGGGGUUUAGAGGAAGACAGUGAUAACGAUGGUGAACCAAAUGAAUAUGAUCUCAAUGACAGCUUCAUUGAUGAUGAGGAAGAGGAGUGUGAACCUACUGAUGAAGAUUCUGACUGGGAACCAAGUUCAGAAGAAAAGGAUAAUGAAGAUGUUGAAACACUUGUGAAAGAAGCACAGGGAUUUGUUAAGACCAAAAAGUAGCUGCACUGAAUAACGUUACGAAUGUGCAAUCCAGUUGUAUUAAAAUUUGGAUGUGCAAGAACAGAAAUUGCUUUGAAAACUACUUUUUCCUCAGUGAUGUAGAAACUAUGGGAAGAGCUUAGCUUAAUGGUGGUGAAGGGAUUCAGCAAUACCUUUCUUUUUGUGUGAAUUUCACACUUUUUUUUUUUAAGUGGUGGAGUUAAAUGAGCUCUGGGAUUCUACUAUGUGUCAGCUGAAGUAGGACUUUGUGAAACAGAACUUUCUCAGCUAUUUCUUCUCCAGCAUCAUUAGUCUGGCUGUACGAAGUACAAUUUUAAAGGUUCAUAAUGCUUUAUCUCUCCAUCCAAAUACUGACAUUAGAAAAGCCUUUAGAUUUGCCAAAACACAAUAUAUACUGUAUUAAAUAAAGAGGAACCAGACUUCAUACCUGCCAUGUCCCAGGCUGAUUCUUGGCCAUCACUGAGGAAAUCUGUCUAAACCAUUUUUCAGUUAUUGAAACUUUACAUUUCAUUAAUCAGCUACUAGCUUUCCUUUUAAGCUUUACUUCCUUGAUUGUCUUGAUGUACAGCAGUUAAAUACUGGUUGUCUGAAUAACUUCAGAAUAUCUAAGUGUACUGAAUGUCUGAUGAUGCCCCCACACAAGUUAUGGUGUAUUUGCUUUAAUCACAGUACCUGUUCAAAUACAUGUACAUCCUGGAGCUGUUUGGUUCACCAAAAAGCUGAAAUAAAAUGACUAUUUUUGCACAAUUAAACUUAUAAUAAGCCAUGAGGGAAAAAACCUUC